UCCAGUGAUUCAGCAUUGAAUUUUAUACUAUUUUACUCAAUCACCAGACUCAAGUGAAAACUCAGGUUUUACUUAUAUUAUAUUAUCUUAAAAUGUUGAUCAAUGAACUUCCCGAUGAUUGUUUGCUCUCCAUAUUUGAUUAUUUAAAUAACCUGGAUGAUUUAAUAAACUGCUAUAAAGUGUGUAUUAAAUGGAGCCAUUUAAUUGCUGAGCGAACUAGGAAAGUUAAAUAUUUUAUGGAAGAUCCUAAAUAUUCAUUUGAUUAUGUUCAUUAUCUGGGAGUGGAUUCGAUUGAUGUAACCUUUCUGAGCAUAUUAUUUCCAAAUUUAAUAAUUGCUGAAGUAUCGCAUGGAUUCCAAGGUAAAGUGCAAUUUGGAGAUAUUGUUACAUUUGUGAGCAAUCAAAAAUCUUUGAAAGGAUUAAUCGAUCCAUCUGGUGUAUCAAUAGAAAAAUAUUGUGAUAACCUCGAAAUGCUAUCCGGCAAUCAUUCCGAGCCAAUCAUUCUUCGAAAUCGUUCCAGUAUAAAACAAUUGCACUCUGGGAUGAAUUCUAUAGAUACAUUAAAACCUGAUUUAUCUAAUUUCCCGAAUCUUGAAAGACUACAUACUCAUAUUAAGGCACCGGACAAGCACUACGAUGGUCCAGCAUUGGAAAAGCUUAAAAUACUUGAAUUAGCAUUUUUUUGUCCUUUCAGUACAAGCAUUUGUUAUGUUUUCCAGUUCAUUGAUUUAUGUCCAAAUUUACAAAGUGCACAUAUUUUCAUGAAUUCUCAUCGCUUGUUUUUCGAUGAAAAAUUAAAACAAGAAUGUUUACAAGAUUUAGUUCUACAUUUUUUUUGCCAAGAACCAUUUAACUGGGAUAAUUUAAAAAGAUUGUUUAUGAAAUAUCCGAAUCUCAAACAUCUUGCGUUAAGGAAGCAUUGGCAUAUAACAGAUGGACAUAUCGAGCAACUGGUUCACAUUUUACCCAAUUUAUUGCUAUUUGAUGUUCGUGGAUGUCGUGGAGUCACUCAAAGAGCUGCUGAUUCUGUUCAAAAUUAUUGUAAAAGAUAUGGACGAUCAGUUGAGUUUUACUUCGAUGGAAAUCGCCAUGAAAUUGAAUCAGAAUGGCCACAGUUAUCAAUUAAACACGAAGAAAUCAGUAGAGGCUUUGAUUUCAUGAAACAUUGCUUUCUUAAAGAUUUUCAUCAACUUCCACAUUUCUUGAUUCCUAUUGAUUAUUUAAAACCUUAUACUUAUUAAAUAUUUGUUAUUUUUUACCUCGAAGUCCAUUCGAGGAGCUUGAGAUUAAAGAGUCUUAUAUAAUAAAACUUUCACAGAGGUUUCAGAAUAUCAUAAAAUGUAAAAACACUGUACUAUUAUAAAACGCUCUUAUUCCCAGAAACUAUUUCAGUGUACGAUAGAUGCCAGGUGAAUCCCUGAGAUUUGCUAAGCUGUUAUUUGCUUGUUUGUCAACGUUUUCCCCCACUUUUUUAAUCAAUUCAUCAUUUUUUAUUGUAUUUAUUAUAUUUAAUAUUUAUCUCAAAUCUUUUGUAGCUAACGUUAGUUAGAUUAUUGGAUAGUUGAGAUAGUCGAGUAACUGGAACCAUCUUAGGAACUCUAAUUAACUCUCUAGAGUUAUUCUCUUAGUUUUUUUUGUUGAUUACUGGAUUAUUGUUGGAAAUCGUCCCAUAAUUGAAGGCGAAUCCUUUUGCCAUCGAGCAAAAUUUUCGGGUAGAUUUGAAUGCAACACCAGGAGAUGCAGAAAAAUGGUGUUCGUAAUCAGAGGAAGAUACAUCCGAGUCCAAACUGUUUAUAAUUUCAU
Tetranychus urticae (two-spotted spider mite) is the source of this 1803-nucleotide messenger RNA. The record is from RefSeq and is a predicted model, not a curated record. Lineage: Eukaryota; Metazoa; Arthropoda; Arachnida; Trombidiformes; Tetranychidae.